ACCAUCUUGGAGUCGAAUAGUGAGAUCGAACCCGAGACGGACUUUCAGAAAGUUAGAUCUGUUUUUUAACAUUUGUUUGAUGCUGUACUCAGUCGAAUGAAGUUACAAAGGAUAGUAUAGUUUACAGACCUCUUCCAAACUUGAGUUGGUGACUAGAUGCGGAUUUAUUGAGGAUUAAACCACCAUGUUUAGUUUCAAGAAGAAGGAUAAAGAGAAAAAGGAGAAGAAGAAGGAGGCCAAGCGAAACAAGGAACUGUCUCAAGAAGAGUUGAGCCGCUUGGAGGACAUAAAAAGGGGCCUGUUCAAGAAGUCAAGCUCUCGUCACAAAUCUGGUGCCCCCGGUCAUCUUCCUGUCAAGUCCCAUGCCUACACUAUCCCUGAAGAACACAGCAAUGGUCAGUUCAGUACGGAAAUCAGUUAUGGGGUCAAUGAGAGGAGUGUCGAUGGUCACAUGACAAGCCCUAGUGGAAGCGAUGCAAGUGGCGCUUCCACGCCUGGGUUUGAAAAGGGGAGCACGGGAGAUGUGAGGAUACUGCCUACAGCAGCACCUCCCUUACAAGAUAUUGCAGAAGAGGCACGGUACACACGACAGGCUUCAUAUGAAAAGAAAAGAAAGUCUUCUAAAGGCAAGGGGAUUCUAAAGUUAAGGUCGUCAAGUCAGGCAUCCAUUGAACAACCUGUCAAUGAGGUGGUUGUGAAGGUUAAUGAUUCGAUGCUGUUAGCACAAAAUACUGCAUUUAAUGAAAGAGUUGGAGAUGAUUUGGAUGGAGAGCACGGGUACAAGCUAUCGCAUCCUAUACCAGAACCAGAACCCCCCGGGGAAAAGACGUUCAAUGUUGACCUACGCCUUCCAGUUGUUGCUCCGCCCAAACCACCUCGUGCAAGGGACGUUAUCCUCAGUCGCCAACCCAAUGGUGGAUUUGGAUUCACGCUUCGUAGGACCAAUAUUGAAGAGCGUUCUGGACCUGAUGGAUCUAUAACCCGGCGACAGGUUCAUUUUGCAGAACCCAGCGCAACACAGAGAGAGAAUGCAACCGGACUACUACCGGGUGACCGCCUUGUGGAAGUUAAUGGAAAUAAUGUGGAGAGUAGCCCUCGUGAUAGUAUUAUUGAAUUGAUUCGCAGCUCUGGUGAUGCUGUGACCCUUAAAGUCCAGCCUAUCCCUGAGCUGAUUGAGUUGAGUAUGAGGUCUGGGAUGGAUGGAUCUGAGGUCCAUCUGGAGGAACAGCUUUUGAAGACAGGAACAUUGGCCAGAAGUGCAAGUCUCAGGCAUAAGGACAAAAAGGUGAGAUUUUUCCCUUAAUUUUGGUCAUUUUUGUUUGAUUUUAAUACAUCAAUGUAUUUUUUAAAUUUGUUGUGUAAAAUUUUAUUUCAUUUGUGAGAAAUAAUCACAAUAUUCAUGGCAGUUUCUUACCUUUAAUAUAGUAUGGGAACAUAAUUUGCUUUUUGGGGAUAGUCAAUGCCUUGAUGUAAAGAGGUUUUCAUAUUGUGAUCGAUCGAUAGGUAUCAAAUUAAGAAAUUUUCCUGAUAUAAAGACAGCACCACAUUUUACAUGGCAGAAGUCACUAAGUGUUAUACAUCAGCACCCAAAAUUGCAAAUUAGAUAUAUAUUUGGGAAAUAUUUUGUCAUAGAAAGUAUUUUCAUGGUGAUAAAACCUCCCUGUUUUAUACCCCAUGAAAACCAGAAAAAAAAAAAAUCAAAAUAAAUUCAUUUUCAAGGUGACAAAAGCUCAUAAAGCAACACCACCCCCUGACAAAUAAAGGGAAGAAGGUUGU
Messenger RNA from Lytechinus pictus (painted urchin), 1776 nucleotides. Its product is annotated as unconventional myosin-XVIIIa-like. The record is from RefSeq and is a predicted model, not a curated record. Gene Ontology annotation, cellular component: apical plasma membrane. Gene Ontology annotation, molecular function: protein-membrane adaptor activity; signaling receptor binding. The transcript has 2 exons. Gene Ontology annotation, biological process: protein localization to plasma membrane. The coding region runs from base 185 to 1303 and encodes 372 amino acids. NCBI's taxonomy places the organism in Eukaryota, Metazoa, Echinodermata, Echinoidea, Temnopleuroida, Toxopneustidae.